UAUAAAAAGAGGCUUUACUGGUAGUUUAUUAUCUAAUAUUUAGUAUUUCUGCAAAAAGUGGGAUGCUAAAGCCCCCCCUCCCCAGCCCCUGCCUUCGCUGGAUAAGGAUUGAUUGUGACUUACGGGAAAGCUUCCAUCUUGUGAAUGGGGUUCUUCUCCUAAUGCAGUAAGACAUCAAUUAUUAUUCACCUCCCUGGAAAUCCCUGAGAUGAGACGACGAUAAGAAAUGUCUUCGGUCAGAAAUUCAUUCACAUCUGAAAACUCGUUAGGCAUUCGAUUUUGAAAAGCUUGCUGCGUUGCCAAGAUGAGGAUUUGCAUUCAGGUUAAAGUUUCUAUCUUUGAUUUGUCGAAUUACUAGUCCAUGUUGGCUGGAAGCCUCCGCUGAACCUCAAUCGCAAUGAAGGAAAAUAAAUAAAACAACAACUGGGAUUCCGACAUGAAUCGCCUCUUCCGAGCCUCUAGCGAGCCUUCCGAGCCUUCCGAGUGUCGACUAACUAACAAUUUAUGCAAAAAUCUCAGAAAAAUUUUUUGGGCUGGAGUGGCCCUUUCAGUGUGGCGUGUUCAGUGACCAAUGGUUUAUACUUUAAUUGACAGCUGUGUCAUUUCAAAUAAAAAGUUCCAGGAGAUAACCAUGAUGGUAAUGAUUCGCCUGAUGCUAUGGAUUGUAAGGAGUAGGUCGACUUGUUGGAAUGUUUUUUUAAUGUAGCCAUGACUUCAAAUCGCUAGACAUAAAAGACGAGCCACAUACCAAAUAUGGUGAAAAUUGAGCUGAGACCUUUAAUGACUUGUGUCUGUACUGAUAUUAGCAUGGUUUUUGCAAAAGGAAAUCGUGAACACUCAUCUACAACCGUGAGGAAAUAUUUGUUGGGUGUGGCUGAAGGUAAUGGCGCUUUGAAAUCAAUGUUUAAUCUUUCGAAUGGCUUUGAUGAGCUUUUUCUCACCUAGUCUGAAGAAACGAGGUUUAUUUUCUGCACAAAUCUCGCAAGCGGAUAUUAUGUUACCAACUUCAUCCAGCGAAACAUCUAAAUUCUUUGUUUUCAGAAAAUGAUAGAAUUGAGUUACUCCCCGAUGGCAUAAGGAGUCGUGUAGCUUGUAGAUAUUGUCAGCACUGACAGCUUUGCAAAAUAAUCGAGUGAAUCAGCAGGGAUGUUAUCUCCUCCUGGUCAGUAUUUGAUGUCAAAAUUUUAACAACUCAACUCAAUGCGCCAUUUGUUAAUCUUUUCAUUUUUAAUUUCGCUUGAUCUUCCUUUAUCAAACAUUAAUCGCACAGAAUGCUGAACGUCACCCUGUAGGCACAUAUCGGGUUUUUGGCCUAUUCUGAAAAUCUGUUUUUGCUAAAUAGUUGUGUAAUGCAAUACAUGUUUUCGUUAUUGUCACACUAUUUUCUGGAUUUGCUUCAAUUGUGCGAAGAAAAACUCUCCAGCGGGCUGACAAGAUUCCAAAAGCAUACUCAGAAAUUUGACGUGCUGGUAAAUGUCUGUAGUUGUAGACUAUCUUUUCAUCGGAUAAUUCUGAGCCUGAAAAUUAAUUUUGGAAAUUUUGAAUUUUUAGGCUACAUUCCUUUUAGGAUAUAAAUGUUUUGGAUACCAUCUUUGAAAUUAUUACCUGGAUAGGGGCGCAUCAUAUUUUCCUUGAGUGGAAAUGCUUCAUCACCAACAAAAACGUAUGGGGAUAUCUGUUCUGAACCUGGCAGCGCACUGGGUGCUGGAAGGUCCAAUGUCCCUGCAUUCAGUCUCUUUCCAAAUACUGAAUUUGCAAGGACGCCUCCGUCGCUUUGCCUGCCGUAAGCACCAAUAUCUACCAUCACAAAUGAGUAUGUGGCAUCAACUACAGCUAGAAGUACUAUGGAGUUGAACCCUCUGUAGUUGUAAGAGUCCCUUCCUGCAUUUGCCGAUGCCUUUAUUGAAAUGUGCUUUCCAUCUAUGGCUUCUAGGCAAUGAGGAUAAUUCCAAUAUUUCCAGAAAUCGUUUGCGAUCUCUUUCCAUUUUUACUUAUCAGGAAAGCUUAGGAAUUCGCGUGUAUCUCAAAUAGCGCCGCAUGUAUUGUAAAUUAUUUGAUUUACUGUCGAUUUACGGUAUCGGAAUGUUCUUUUGACAUUCUGAAAAAUUGAAAAUGCCUUUCUUCGUCCAUCGAACGCAAAUCAUUGACUAGGAUCGGGUAUUCCCCGCGCAUGUUUCUCAAAGAAUUCAAAGGCCGAAUAUACAACCGCGUUUUGUUGUUCCUUUUCUUUCUUUGCCGAGCAAGUAGAAGGGCAAGUAGAACCUCGACGGCAUGUCCGGAAACUAUGGACCGAAAAAGCUUAUGGCGUAUCAUUUCAAGCUUCCCGCAUGGACAUGUGGAAAACGUAUGCGCUUACGCUUUUGGCAUAUGCAAGAUGAAAAGGUGUACGCUUCAAAGCUUACCCUUGUGCAGAGUUUAGCGUACGCUAAUGAGUUCAGAACUAUGAACCAAGCUUAUGUAGGGUAGAUUACUUGUUGCCUAAGAUACAUAAGGGUCUUGAUAAUGCUAAGGGCAGACCAGUCAUUUCUAGCUGUGAUAUUUUAACAGAACAUAUAUCUGAGUAUUUAGAUCACCACCUCAACCCAUUAGUUAGCCAGGGUACAUCCCAUGUUUAGGACACCAACCAUUUCUUGGCCAAACUAAGCAAAUUAGGUAAGAUACCAGAGGGGGCUUCAUUGUCUACUGUCGAUGUUUUGGGACUCUGUCCUAGCAUCCCCCAUGGGGAGGGUCUGGAGGGCAUAGAGCAGGCGCUGGAUAGAAGGGAAAACCCAGAAGUGGCUACUGAUACCCUAGUGGGGUUGGCAUCUUUGGUCUUGGAUAACAAUUACUUUGAAUUUAACGAUAAGAUAUAUAGGCAGAAAUUAGGCACGGCUAUAGAUACUAAGUUUGCUAAUCUUUUUAUGACCCGGUUGGAGGAAAGCUUGCUGGACUCUUCGGUGGAAAAGCCCCUCAUUUGGGUAAGAUAUAUCGAUUAUAUUUUCUUUAUCUGGAUGCAUGGGGAAGAGAAGUUGAAAGAGCUCAUUGACCAUCUCAACAGUAGCCAUGAUACCAUCAAGUUUACUAGCGAACACUCAAGGGAUAAUAUAAGUUUCUUAGGUGUAUAGGUUAUUUUAAGUGAGGGGGGAGUCCUGUCAACAGACUGGUUUUGCAAGCCCACUGAUACACAUCAGUACGAAGUAUAAGAAGUCUUGUCAUCCAUGGCACACUAAGAAAGCGAUCCCCUAUCGCCAGGCACUUAGGUAUCAUAGGAUUUAAUCUGAAAAUCGCUUUUUCGAAGAUAAGAUAGGCGAGUUAGCUUGAUUGCUUAAGGACAGGGGAUAUAAAGAGUCUCUAGUUGAUGAACAGAUAGAUAAGGCAUGUAAGUUAGGUAGGGCGACUCUUCUUGAUAAUUCGGGUAGUAAAACCAAAGACCAGGGGAGGGGGGAAAGGGUUCCAUUUGUAGAAACAUACCAUCCAGCACUCAAUGGAUUGGGGAAAGCGGCAGGGAAACUCCAAUCUAUGCUCAGCCAUUCGGAGGAGCAUAGUAAGGUGUUUCCUGGGCCACCUAUAAUUGCUUUUAGGAGAUGUAAGAACCUUAAGGACAUUUUGUUCAGGGCUAGGCUCAGUAAUCAGGGACAAGGGGGCCCACAUACUAAGGGAUGUUCUGGUUGUGGUAAAGCUCAUCAUGUGCAAGAUGGCAAAAGGAGAGCUGCCUUGUUCAUCAAAUUCAAAUAAUUCAUUCAAAAGAAUGCACGGGACAGUUUGUUGAAUGUUUAAUAUAUAAUGAGAAUUUAUUUGUUUGUUUGUUUUAAUAAAAUUACAAGUUCAGUGGUUAUUAGCGAUGGAGAAGAAAACUUUGCAAGUUGUGAAAGAGCUGAUGGAAAUACAGGAACAGGCCUACAAGAGCGUCACCUGAACAAUGAGAUACAGGAAAUGAAAUGUAGCUUGCAAUUUUCUCAGAAGGACAUUGAUGAGCUGAAUUCCAAGGUAACAUCUAUUGAUGCCAAAGUAAAUUCGCAACACAUUGCUCUGGAGCAUAUUGACGGAGAAUGCGAAGGAAUCUCAAACCAAGUUGACUACCUAGAGAAUCAAUCGAGACGUAGUAAUAUCAAGAUACUUGGGCUAGCAAAGAGGAAAGAGGAACGCACUUGGGAUGACACGGAGGAGCUUAUCAAGUCAACAAACAAAGACACCUUUGGCGUUGAAAAAAAUGUCGAAAUAGAGAGAGCUCAUUGUAUUGGGAAACCUCGUAGGCCUAACGCAGUUGGCCAAGAUGGCGGCCCUCUCGGUCCACGUGCUGUUGUUGCCAAGCUGUCCAACUGGAAGCAGAAGGAAAGAAACUUAGCGGCUGCAAGGAAGAAAAAGCCUGAUGGAUUGAUGUUUGUCCAAUAUUUUUCACAGCAAAUACUCGACAGACGUGAUGAGCAAAAGAAUGAUUUGAAAAAGGCAAGGGAAGAUGGCAAAAUAGCCUAUUUUGUCAUGGACCGAUUGAUAAUUCGAGAACCUCCUGACAAGAACAACAAGAGUUUCAUAUCCAAUGACAGUAAAAUUUCCUUCACGGAGUCGUAAGAUGACUACCUAUAUUGUGUUUGAUACAAACUUUUGUGUUGACUCAGUACAUUCAUUGUGGUCAAUUAUUUUUGUUAUGGUCCAAUGUUUUAUUUUGGGCCCAAGCCAUGUCAAUGGUAGAAACUGAUACCCCUCCGUGUGGCAUUUGCCACAAAAAGAUACCUGCUCGUGGCAAGACUUAUUUUGUAGUCACUGCAAAUUCUGGGUCCAUAUAAGAUGUAAUAAUAUCUCUAAUUCUGAGUAUAAAGAGCUGCAAAAGGUGCCUGAUAAUGUGCUUUGGUUUUGUUUGAAUUGUACAGCAGAUAUGUUUCCCUUUGGUUCAUUGGACAAUGAAGAAUUAUCUAACCUGAAUGAAUUAAACUUUCCAUCUUUUGUAGAUUCAAUUCCAUCCUUUGAAAUAACUUCUGGUCUUACCAACUUGCCUAAUUUAGGUGAUUACGAUAUUGAUGAACAUUUACCUUCUAAUGUCAACUCUACUUAUCAUACGCCCUAGGACUUAUCUACACUGGAUACAGUAAAGGAUCUUUCCUUAUUUCAUGCGAUAUCAGGAGCCUCUCACUUCAUUUUGAUGAGCUUGUUUCAACUCUCUCAAACUUAAAAAUAAAUUUUGAUGUUAUUGGUGUUUCUGAAACUUGGAAUUCUUUUGAAAAUCCAUCAAAACAAAUGUGGAAAUUCCUGGUUACAAUUAUUUUCCAUCCCAGUCACAUACCCAAAAUGGUGGUGUUGCAAUUUAUGUGAAAUCAGAACUUACUCCGAUUCCUAGACCAGAUCUAGGUAAGGACAGUAUUGAUUUUGAGUCGGCUGAAGUUGAAAAUAAAAAUGGUAAAACUUUCUGUUCAGUUGUGUUUAUCGUCAUCCAGGUUCAACUUUUGAUACCUGUAGUGAAUAUCUGCAAGAAACUCUGUCCAACCCUGCUGUAUUUAAUAAGCAUGUUUUUAUCCUUGGAGACUUCAACAUCAACCUUCUGAAUUAUAACUCUAGUACACCUAUCACAAAUUACGUUAAUUUCCUUUUCUCAAAACAAUUCCUACCAUACAUAAUUCAUCUAUCUAGAGUAUCUGCACAUUCUUCUUCUCUUAUUGACAAUAUUUUCUCAAACAUCACAGAUACUGAAAGUGGCAAUAUUUUGACGCAAAUAACAGAUCAUUUCCCUCAAUUUUUAAUUGUCAAACAUGCUGGCAUCACCUAUAAGAAUCUGUCAUAUUUCCAACAUGAUUUUUCUCAUUCCAAUGAAGAAAAUCUCCUAAAUGAUGUUGCAAACCUUGACAUUUCAUAUUUAAAUGACAGUAAAUAAAUUCAGCGGAUGUAAAUUCAGAGGAAAUGGAUAAAAAAUCAUAGUGAAACAAGGAAAAUAUAAUCUUCCAAUUUGAGGGCAAACACAUACCUGAGCACAUAAAUCCCCUUACAAUAUAAUUAUUGACUGAAUUUUGUCUUGAGACACGGACCAUGGUCUUGACCUGGUCAUACAUGAUUGAAUAGCAAAUGAUAGCAAAUACAGAAAACUGUUACUUUUUCUUAUAUUUCUAUUGAGGAUAACUUUUUAGAUUCAUAUUUUCCACGAACAAACAAAUUAAAAUCAUUGCAGCCAAAAUCUUCUUUCACUGGUCAACCAUGGUCAGGGCUUGUCAGGAUCACGGCUCAACAAUGGUAUGACCAUUGCAAACUAUGGUUGGGCCAUGAACCAUGGUUGCGUUUCCACAGAGGAGCCUUAUUAAGACUUGUUUUUAAAAACCCAAUUCUGAUAACAUGCAUCUGGUUACAUCAAGAAAACAGGCUAAAAGAUAACUGUUUACAUGAUGCAACAAGAUAGAAAUGAUGUCACUUGGAGUCAUGGACGUGGUCAGAGCAGUUAUGCUUUUUAGCUCUGAUUUAGCAGUGGGAAAUAUAUGGCAUAAAUGUUAUUUGAAAGUGGUGACAUGAUAUGAGCUUUGGACAAAAGGUAUCAGGUUUAACUUUGGAAGCUCUGUUGUAUCCGUUAAACCUGAUCAUAGCCCGCCCCGUCUCAAAUAUGUGGCAAGAGAAUCUAAUUUUUAUUAAAGAUAUUGCCAAACAGAUAGCUACUAUUUACAUUAAAAACCAGUUGAAUACCUUUCCUCUUUUUUUGGAAAAAUGGGUUUUAUACCGACCGUCAGAUGCUCUGUGUAUAAGGGAAAAAACUGAUCGUUUCUCACCCUUUCCAAAAGCUGAAAGUGGAUAUAAUAUUUUGCCCCGGUUAAAGUGGAUAUAAUCAACUGGGUAGAAGUAUUUUACAUGACAAGCUAUGUAUAAUGUUUGAUAUUAGUGUUAAUAGAUAUGAUUGCUUCCUGGGGAGCCCAAUGUCCAUACUGGCCACCCAGGGUUGUUCGGUUUUUAAAAAAGACAUGAUGCACAUGUGGAAAUCCCAGAGAUGAGGGAGGUAUCCCAACAUGGUAAGAAAGAGAAAAAAACUCGCUUAUCUUUUGAGCAACAAGGAAGAUUCCGAUGCGUUGUUGGACAUUCAUAGAAGGUUCAAUUCGGAAUUAUCACCUGUAUAUUUUUGAAAGAAAAAACCAGCUAUAAGUACAAAGGCGCUGCCUUAUUUUGAUUAUACACCUAUCAGCCCUAGAGCUACAUGGACCAGGAAACCUUGGAAAGAGAAAAACCUUCUUUCCAAUUAUACAUUGCUGUUUGCAAGGUACCAUAUUAUGUCAUAAUAUUUGCUUAUUUCCAGCAAUAUUCACAUUAAAGGCAGGGGGCUCUCUGUUAGGAUCGACCCAUGUAGUACUCACACAGCAACAUACACAGUACCUUUAAGUAGUCUCUAAAGAUCAACCCUGUAAUUGUUCGGUUGUUGCUUGACCUAACAGCCAGUCAUAGACCUAACAGCCAGUCAUAGACCUAACAGCCAGUCAUAGACAAUGAAAAACUUGGCAUGAAGUAAUUUCAUCCUGGGCCCUUUCUCCUGUCCUCUAAAUUACAUGGGUUAGCGCAUCUAUUAAUUAGACAUAUUCUAUCAUUGGUACCUCUAGAAACAUUCAACCAUUCAACAAGUCAUUAAAACUAAAUUUGUUCAAUCAAAGCAGUUGACAAUGUGCUGCUGGACUUUUUAGGAUGCUGAAGGCCUCCAAAUGUUAAUCGAUGUCAAAAAGUGAACAUUGAUAGUUCUAGGUUAAAGAGAAUACUGAACAGUCUAACCAUACACUGGAAAGAACUUUCUUAUGUGAAAGAUUGGCCUGAAGUAGGUAAAUCUUACUAUAAAUGAUGAAAAACGUGUUUCGCAGAAGAAGGUCGACAGACUUCACAAUUUUUGGAACAAAAACCUUUCUUCAAUGGACGAAGGACAAUACUCAGAAACUAAACAAUGAAAAGAAAAGAAAAUAGAAAUAAGUUCCUCUUACAAUGAGUAUGGUUUUAUUGAAAAUGAAAAAGAAAAACAUCUUGAAAAUUUUGCUAGAUUAAUUCAAAGUAAACGUACUGACAAACAGCUCAGACAAAAGAGGAAACUGAUAAUGGCUGAAAUCUGCAAAAGACAUGGUCGAAUAGAGAGCAAGUUGAUCUUGGUUGUACAGACACAGAAGAGAGAAACCAAGCUUUCUAGCAAAAUAUUGAUAUGCUACCUCAAAAGGAAAUGGGCCUAGGUUAAAGUACUGCGAUUAAAGAAAACAUCGCAUGUAGGAUGGCAUCCAUUUUCGGGAAUGUAUCCGGGCACCACCAAAAAUCAUGCCACUCUUCUUGAAGAUUCAUUGACAAGAGUUAUUGCAAAUACAUCGCAAACCUUGAUAUUGAAAAUUUUGAUAAUGAUUCGCAAUCAUUAAAUGAAUGUGAUAAAAACAAUAUCCAUCCUACCCUAUUAGCGAAGGAAGAUGAAAAUUUGCUGUGCAAACCGAAGGUGGACUAUAGUAAUUUUACAGAGAAAGAAAAAUCCUCAUAGGUGUUUAUUGAUAAGCUGCCAAACCUAUGGAAUGGUUUUGAAAUAGCAGAGACUGCCAGUGGCAGAUGUCUUGGCGGUGGCUGGACAGAUGUUAUAGUCAAACAAAUAAAUUCUCAAACUCCAUGUGUACAAGUGGAAAAGAAAACAUAAUAAUCUGCAGGUAAUAAAUUCAGGCAAGAAAGGACCUUUUUCCAAUGCGUUGCCAAUUUUGCCAUACGGUGUAAUGUUAUUGUUAUGGUAAACGUUUUUGACACGAUAUUUGAUUUUCCCUCCCUAAAAACCAAACUAUUAACGGAAUCAGAUCAAACUAUACACCAUUUGAUGCACAAGAACGUGAUAAUUCCAACAAAUAGAUAUCAUAAUGAUACUUAUUGAAUCUACAUGGCAUCCAAUAGCAAAUUUGAUAUGAGAUAUGCUUUGAAAAGAUUAAAGCAUGGGUUGUGGUGUCGGUUACUUCUAUGCAUUACGCACUUUGUAUGCAUUUUCCUUCUUAAUGGUGUUGUUUUUGUUGCUGAUUGCAUUCACUUUACUUCUAACAGAGAGAGUAUGAAAAGGAGAGAAGAAGUAAAAACACAAACAUGAACAGAAAAAAAAACUAUCAUUGGGGACAAGCCAUGGAACUAUUAAAGACAAUGAAAUAUGAAUUGGAAACAUUUUGUAGCACCAUAAUAAAUAAGGCAAAAUUAUAUCAUGAUUUUUUAAUUCUUUUAAUGUUUGUCACUGAUAUAAGACAUGAUACCACUUAAAAAAGUACAAGGGCAUGAUGAAGAGCGAGACAAGAAGAGCAACCAUCUAAUAUUCAAAGAAGACAGCACAGGCCAAUUGAAAAUAAACAAUUUUCAAAACUUCUUCGACUAAUUAGUGCAAUGGGAUCUUGGGUUCAAGAGUUGAUUAUUUAGAGCGCUAUUUGCGUACAUUUCUAGAUAAAGAAAGGAGGAUACUCCUCAAAGAGAAGAAACAGGGCUUUCUUUUUAUGCGUAAAAAUGGGUUAUUUUUUAUGUGCUAUAUUCAAAAACUUAAACGUAAACAGCAAAUUUCCAAACAGCUCAAGAGCACCACAACGAUGGAAGCAAACAAUAACAUAUCAACAAAUGAAAUAUGCGGAGAGGCCACAAACUCCAUGACUAAAGUAGAAUCUUUUGAAGAUGUUAGAAUAGAAGACAACAGAGUUUUUACUAGCAUCAAUUACCGAAAUUCACACAAUGAUUGUACACAUGAAACUCUUAAUGAAGAGUUUCUGAAAAUUGCUGAAUUUUUCACCAAACUAAUAAAUCCAGAACAGCCCACUGGAGAAAUUUCAGAGUCAACAGUGAAAAAAAUUAUUGGAAAAGCAGGAGUACUUUGCUUUUGUUUCAGGAACAGAAAAAGGGAGUCCAAAGAUUGAAGAUUGCAUAAACAUGAGAAAAGUAGAAGCUUUUGUGCAAACGCUUUUAGCCAAACCUUUAAUCUACAGCACAAUGGCAGGCUACGUACAAUCCAUUUUGUAUUUUGUAAAAUAUUUAAAGAUUGAUUUUGGAAACUUAAUGGACGUAAAAGAGAUUGUUCAGCUGAAAAAAAUACAGUCUCAGGUACAGGUAAGCAUUUAAUUUCAAGUCAUCAACUUACUCUCUUUUCUAACCGAAAAAGAUAAAUUUGUAAGUUCUGGAAAUUGCAAUUGAAAAUUGUGCAAAAAAGUCUUUUUGAUUGGAAACCAAGGCUAUGAAUUUGGUCCUAAAGUCAAUACUAGAGUGUUUAUGAUUCUGGACGCCCCACAUGAAGAUGCGCCUAAGGGGUCUAGAAACUAGCGCGUCUUCAUCGUUAACUGAAUGUGAAAACAGCAAAAUCGACGUCCAGUUUUAUCCAAGAGAACUUUGCGAAGAAUCAUCCACCGUACAAAAUGGCCUACGAGCAAGUAAAUGCUGUGAAACAACAUCAGACGUUCGGAGCCCUAAAACAUUUAAUAUCAUAAGUAGAUUUGCACACAAAAUGUAACAUUUUGUUUUAGUUUAAGAAUACGUAUUUUAUGCUAAUAUCAUUGAAGCCCAUGUAGAAACACAGCCAUUUUUGUAGCAUAUGGAAAACCCACCUUUGAGAUCUCAAAUAAAAUUUAUGAUGGAAAAUAUAAUUCUUGAUCCUCGUGUGAAUUCUCAUUAAACUAUUUAACAUAUAUCUCAUCUAUAUAACAUAUAUCUCAUCAUCUAUACAAUUUGAGCUUGCCAAGGUGUUUUCAUUUAGCAUUUCUUAUUAUACGCAAUGAAAAGUGCAGGCUACAACCAUGCAGCAACAUUGAGCUAUCAAAUUAACAUCUGAAAAUCCUGUGCACAUUAAGCAUCUAUUUGUCUUAUGUAACAUAAUUGAAUGCAUGGAUGGAGAUCUUUUGAAUAUUUUGAUAUAGCCCUGCAGCAAUAUAUACUGCAUUUAAGAUGUGUCUCUUAAGUAAAUUUUUUUCGUUAAACCAUCCACAGAAAAGUUGAAAAUUUCAUAGUGGCUUUCUUCAUGCCUCAUCAGUGUGUUUACACAAGCACUGCAUUGCUUUGACUUGAAAAAUUAUUCACUGUACAGGCAAAA
This is a messenger RNA of Rhopilema esculentum, 10984 nucleotides long. RefSeq lists its product as uncharacterized. The record is from RefSeq and is a predicted model, not a curated record. Lineage: Eukaryota; Metazoa; Cnidaria; Scyphozoa; Rhizostomeae; Rhizostomatidae.